CACACUAUUCACUCUCUUCUAUUCUCUUCUCUCCUCUUCUUCUUCUUCUUCUUCCAUGGACAGAACCAGAACACCAAUACAAACAUGCUUAGAUUCUCAACUGUGGCACGCCUGUGCAGGCCCCAUGGUUCAAAUGCCACCUCUCAACACCAAAGUCUUGUACUUCCCACAAGGCCAUGCUGAACACCAACAAGCCCAUGCCCAUGGUCGAAAACCCCAUUUUGCCCCUGCCAUGAAAACCCCCAUUCCACCCUUCUUCCCUUGCACACUCACCGCCAUCAAAUACAUGGCAGAACCUGAAACCGACGAGGUCUAUGUCAAGAUCACCCUCACCCCUCUCCUCUCAGACCCAGAAGAACACGAUCAUCAUUGUAGUAGUAAUCAUAAUAGUUUCUUGGACAACAAUGGUGAAAAGCCUGCUUCUUUUGCAAAGACUCUAACACAAUCCGAUGCCAACAAUGGCGGCGGUUUCUCUGUGCCUCGUUACUGCGCCGAAACCAUUUUCCCAAGGCUUGAUUACUCCGCAGAGCCUCCGGUUCAGACCAUAAUCGCAAAAGACGUGCAUGGGCAGUGUUGGAAGUUCAGACACAUUUAUAGAGGCACGCCAAGGAGGCACCUUUUGACUACUGGUUGGAGCAACUUCGUUAACCACAAGAAGCUUGUUGCCGGUGACUCCAUUGUUUUCCUCCGAGCCCAAAAUGGUGACCUUUGUGUCGGGAUUAGGAGGGCCAAGAAGGGUGGCAUUGCUGCUGGAACCGCCACAAAUACUAAUAUUACUACGAAUAAUAAUGUUGGUGAAUGUUGUGUUGGUGAGGCUGUGAAUUGUGCUGUGAAUGGAAGGCCAUUUGAGGUGGUGUAUUAUCCAAGAGGAAGCUCACCAGAGUUUUGUGUGAAGGCUUCUUCAGUGAGAGCUUCAAUGCAGAUUCAAUGGUGUUCUGGUAUGAGAUUCAAGAUGCCCUUUGAGACUGAAGACUCUUCCAGAAUCAGUUGGUUCAUGGGGACUAUUUCUUCUGUCCAGCUUUCAGAUCCUCUUCAUUGGCCUCAUUCUCCUUGGCGUCUUCUUCAGGUGGUAUGGGAUGAACCAGAUCUACUCCAAAAUGUGAAGUGUGUGAAUCCUUGGUUAGUUGAACUAGUCUCAAAUGUGCCAAACUUUCAUCUCUCUCCAUUCUCACCACCAAGGAAGAAACAAAGGUUCCUACAAGACCAACCAGAUUUUCAACUCAUCAACCAGAUUCCAAUUCCAUCAUCAUUCUCCACCAUUCAAGACCAUCAAGGCAUACAGGGAGCCAGGCAUGCCCAUCAAUUUGGGCUCGCUCCGCAAGAUUUCCACAUUCUUGAUGGAUUUCCAAGGCUUGAUCAUGCAGCACAACAGCCUCAUAGGCCUAGUUUUGGAAUCUACAACAAGAACAACUCUGCCACCACCAAGAACAAUAACAAUCUUGAGAUAUCUUGCUUGUUGAGUGUGGGAAAUCCUGGCCAGAGUUUCAUUAAGGAGGAGUCUUGUUCCAAUGAAACAAAAGCACCACACAUUUUGUUGUUUGGGAAGCUCAUUCACACUGAUCAGCAGAACCAUUCAUCAAACAGUUCAAAUAGUGUUUAUGAAGGAACUAAUUCAUCACUCAAGACAUCAAUUGAAAACUCUUCUGAUGAUGAUGGAGGGUCUCUCUGGUUCAAAAAUCAGCAUAAGAAUAAUGAUCUUGUUGGAACUGAAAACAUUAACAUAUUGUGUAUGGCCUUAUAACAGAAUCAACAGUGAUAAGUUCUUGAGUAUUUUCUUCCCAUUUUCGGUUGGCCAAUAAGCCUUAGCAGUUUUCAUUUGAUUUCCUUUCUGUUGUAUAGUUUUGAAUUUUUUUUCUUGGUAUGAUUCUAUUAAGGUGCAAGUUAACCAAAAUAUUCUUUAUUUAGUUUUAACUUAAAAAAUAAUAAUUGCUUUGUGCUGCAAAAAAAAUGAAUUAUCAUGAGGAGUAAUAUUUUGGUUAACUUGCACCUAACUUGUUUUAAUUUUCAGCUAGAUUUGUUCAAAGAAAUGAGGAA
Molecule: messenger RNA, 2034 nt
Organism: Arachis stenosperma
Lineage: Eukaryota; Viridiplantae; Streptophyta; Magnoliopsida; Fabales; Fabaceae
Product: auxin response factor 16-like
Exons: 2
Coding region: 56-1741 (561 amino acids)
Biological process (GO): response to hormone; regulation of DNA-templated transcription
Cellular component (GO): nucleus
Molecular function (GO): DNA binding
Source: RefSeq, a predicted model, not a curated record